Molecule: messenger RNA, 546 nt
Organism: Trichomonas vaginalis G3
Lineage: Eukaryota; Parabasalia; Trichomonadida; Trichomonadidae
Exons: 1
Source: RefSeq, a predicted model, not a curated record
GUUAAGCCUACAAAGAAAGGAAGGAAAUCUGUUCAGGAAGAUUUAGAAGAAGAAAAGCCGAAAAAGAAGAAAUCAAAGCAAAUCGAAAACGAAAUUGAAGAAAAACCGAAGAGAAAAGGUCGCAAAGCUCAAAACAACGAACCAGAUGAUGAAAAACCAAAAGAAAAACGAAGUAAAGCUUCAAAAGAAAAUCAAGUUGAAGAAAAGCCCAAAAAGAAGGGAAAGAAACAUGAUACUAAUGACUCAGAUAAAGAAAUUAAUACAAAGAGGAAAGGAAAGAAAGUUGUCGAAGAAAUUCCAGAAAAAACAAAGAAAUUAAGAAAAACAAAGAGCCAAGAAGAAACUUCAUCGACAGAUAUCGAGCACCAGAAAGAACAGUCAUUUGUUAUUGAUGCUGGUAACAGAAUUGAAGGAACUCCAGUUAAUUUUGAAUUUAAUCCACAUCCAAAGGUAGAACAAACACCGGCAAUCAAUAAUUCGGCAUUUAUCAGGAAGAACAAUGUUGAUUACUCACUCAAUUCACUUAUAAGAAGUAUGACUUUGUAA